AUGUGGCAGGUCGAGGAGCUGGGUCCGGGUGUGGCUCUGGCGCUGCCGUACCGACGGCUCUGCAGGGUGGAGACUGUGGUGCACGCGGGCGGUGAGCCGGUCCUGGUCGUGGCUGUGGUCGAUGGUGUGCUGUAUGCCAUCGCCAACAAGUGCGCUCAUGGCAAGGGCCAACUCUCGCUCGGCGACAUCGAGGAUCUGGGCGAGCUAAAGUGCGAGGGCGGUGCACAUCCGGACGGAUCGAGCCGCGCAGGACUCUGCAUUCGCUGUCCCAAGCAUUACAACAAGUUUGGCAAAGGCCUCUACUUUGCCCUCGCUGACGGGCGGUCGUUUGUCCCGCAGCGCACUCGCAAGUACAAGGACUCGUACGCUGUCCGCGCUUUCCAUCUGGUCGUCCGCGACGACGGCUGGGUGUGGGCGGCGGAAAAGGUGGUGCCACCGCCCGAGGGGAUCAAGCGCGGAGUCAAGGGCGCUGCCGAUGGAGGCUUCUUGCCGUGGCGGGUGGUGGCUGUCGAUGCGCAUACCCACGACUCGGCGGUGUACUCGCUGGAGCCUGUCAAUGCCGACCGCAUCGGUGAGCUUCUUGCCCGGGCCAGCGACCACGUUGGAGAGGCGUGGCAUGUUGCCGUGGCAGCCGCUGAUGGCACGCUCCGCGACUACACACCACUCUCAUCAAUGACCGAGUUCAUGGCCGGCCAUCUGCGCAUCCUGGUCAAGAUCUACCCCGGCGGCACGGUGUCCGAGGGCGUGUUUGCCGCCGCUUCCAAGGGCACAGUCCUCGACAUCUCGCUCCCUGAAAACACGCUUGACCUACGUCGCCUGGCAUCAAAGCCGCACAAGAGCCAUCUGCUGUUGGUGGUGGGCGGGACAGGCGUGGCGCCGGCGCAUCAGCUCCUCGAUCACGCCGGCGGCUUUGCACGGGUCACCGUCCUCGUCUCGCAGCGGACCGUUGGUGAUCUUCUUGUCGCUGACGAGCUCGAGGCUCGUGCCGCUUCUGUUGGCCCGUCUUGCCGUGUUGUACACACCCUCACCGAUGAGCCUGGUGGCGCCGAUGUCUGGUCCGGGGCCCGCGGCCGGCUCGACUCCGGCUCGGUCCCUGAGCUCAUCGGCGAGCUCAACCCAGGCGAUCGCCUCCGUGCUGUGGUCUGCGGUCCACCAACGUUUGGCCCUGCCCUUGCUGCCGCUCUUGCUGAGAGUCUUGGUCUCCGCCGUAAGCACAUCGUCGUUCUGGACUCGUAA
Thecamonas trahens ATCC 50062 is the source of this 1236-nucleotide messenger RNA. RefSeq names its product NADH-cytochrome b5 reductase. The transcript is spliced from 2 exons. Bases 1 to 1236 code for a protein of 411 amino acids. Lineage: Eukaryota; Apusomonadida; Apusomonadidae. Gene Ontology annotation, molecular function: oxidoreductase activity; 2 iron, 2 sulfur cluster binding. The record is from RefSeq and is a predicted model, not a curated record.